Messenger RNA from Chelonus insularis, 1899 nucleotides. RefSeq lists its product as uncharacterized. The transcript has 3 exons. The coding region runs from base 122 to 1732 and encodes 536 amino acids. NCBI's taxonomy places the organism in Eukaryota, Metazoa, Arthropoda, Insecta, Hymenoptera, Braconidae. The record is from RefSeq and is a predicted model, not a curated record.
AUUACUCUAUUCAUUUAGUAUUCAUCAGAGAGAAGACUUCUCUCUGUAUUCAUCAUACUUUUAUAUGUUAGAUAGCUCUUAGUAAUGAUAUAACUCAGUUUGUCAGAAAUAUUACUGCAAAAUGGAUAAGUUAAGUACAGCAGAAUUUUUAACUAUAAGAUCAGUGAAGCGAAAAUUUAUGCAAUGGGCUUGGAAAUGGUUUUAUGCAAAUACACCAGAACCAAAAGGGGAGAAACCUGAUGUAAUAUCUCUAAUAUGUCUUCUACAAGUUAUUGGUUUCCAACUUCUUGAAUUUGAAAAAUCUACAAAUGAUGAUGAUAAAAAUAUCGAAACGAAAGAAAAUGAUGUUACUGUGACUAUUAAAUGUGGAAAAUCAAAAAUGAAAGCUGUUUUAGAGUUAAAUAAAGUGAAAUGUCAAUGUCCAAAUGAUCGAGAAACUGUUGAUGCUUCAUUUUGGAGUGUUAGUGGUGUUGGAAGCAUUAAUAACAUUAAUAAAUUGAUAGAAACUGGAAGUAAUUUAGUGCCAAAAAUAGAUAAAGAUAUAUCAAAUAUGAUGCACGAUGUUAUUAGCCAUGUUUUAAAUACGAUAAAUCCAAAAGUAGUGGUUGAUGAUGUAGAUAUUACUUUAAAUACUAUAAGCACUGAAGAAAAUUGCAAACCUAAUCUUUGCGAUGAUGCGGCUCAAACUAAUAAUGAGUCUCCAUUGACUCGUUGUUAUACACAACCUGAAAUUGUUUGUCAUCGACGUCAGGAAGAAAAGCAUGAUUCUUCACUGUCAAAUUCGAGCCAACUAUCAACUUCAGAAAGACGAAUGUCUAUAAGCAUUCAGAAUUUAUCUCAAGCAACUAUUUCAGAUGUAAAAAGUUGUCAAAAAGAAAGAACUCCAAUUUUGCUGCGUGAAAAAACCUGGGAUAAAAGUUGUGACAGUGAACCUAGACCAUCGCCUCCUAAAUCAAGUACUCCUUCACAAUUGAAUGAUUUAUGUUCCUCUUUAGGAGAAGUGUCUUUACGAAGCGAUGAUCUUGGAAUGAACUCACUAGCAGAAUGUCUUCAAAGAGCUAAAUUUUAUAUUGAAAAAGCUCAAAAAUUACAACAGAAAACUAUAGAUGAUGAUGUAUUUUUGAAGCCUUCGACUCCUUUAUGGGGCAAUAGUCCUCGAAAGACAGACAGAAGUCCGGUAAGACCACCAGGAUCAAGGUGUACAAGUCCGUCUUUAUCAGUGAAAUCACUCCCUCAGAAGCCAUUGAUUAGAAGAAGUAUUGGAGGAUCUAUUCCUAAACCUUCAGUGAACCAAUCGACAAAAUUGUCUCCAACAAAUAAAUUAAUGUUAAGGGGUAGAAGUCUUGGUGGUGCUUCUCCAGCUGUUAAAAAAGCUGUAGAUAAUGCUCAGAAGAAAGUCAUAGCCACCAAACUCGAACCCUUACAAACGGUAAAAAAAAUGCUUUCCAAUUCUACAUCAUUAAAUACUAGAUCUUCUCUUUCAACUUCAUCAACAACUUCUAAUAAUAGUGAUGUAAAAACAUCCAUCAAACGUUAUUCUACAAUUGGCACAAAUAUUAAAUCGCCAACAUUAUCCAGAAAAAAAAUUUCUACAGUUGAUUCCAAUGAAGCUUCACAAACGAGUUUUUCAGCAAAGAUCGUAAAACCACGUAUCGUAACAAGUGGUACUCCAAUAAAAAAAGAUCUUAAAUUAACCUCACCAACUAAACUUAGUCAUUCUAUUAAAAAAUAAUAUCAUCAACUAUUAUUUUUAUGAUUUCAUAAUAUUUUUAAGUAUAAAUAAUAUAGUAAAUGCUCAAUCAUUCUUUUCAAAUCUUAAUAAUAUUAGAAAUAGUUUUUUAAAAAAUAUAUUACAUAAUGGAAUAUUUUUAAUCAUUUAUCACAGCACAUAUUAAGCAA